Molecule: messenger RNA, 531 nt
Organism: Gossypium raimondii (Peruvian cotton)
Lineage: Eukaryota; Viridiplantae; Streptophyta; Magnoliopsida; Malvales; Malvaceae
Product: non-functional NADPH-dependent codeinone reductase 2-like
Exons: 3
Coding region: 1-531 (176 amino acids)
Cellular component (GO): cytosol
Molecular function (GO): aldose reductase (NADPH) activity
Source: RefSeq, a predicted model, not a curated record
AUGGAAACAAGACCUACCAUUGCAGGCCAAAGCAUCCCCACUUUCCCUCUCCAUUCGACUUCUGAGAAAGCCAUUCCCCUUCUAGGCUUUGGCACUGCUGAAUUCCCUUUCGGUGCCUCCAUUGAUACCCUGAAACAGACCAUUCUCGAAGCUGUCAAACUUGGGAAUUUGAAGCUGGAGUAUCUUGAUCUCUAUCUGAUUCACUGGCCAGUGAGUUUGAAGCCAGGUAAAUGGGAAUUUCCUUUCAUGAAGGAGGACCUUGGUCCCAUAUAUCUAAAAUCUGAAUGGGAAGCAAUGGAGGAGAGUCAAGCUCUUGGGCUAACCAAAUCUCUAGGUGUAAGCAAUUUGUCAUGCAAGAAACUCCAGACCAUCCUUUCCACUGCCAAAAUCCCACCAGUGGUGAACCAAGUCGAGAUGAACCCGUUGUGGCAACAAAAGAAGCUAAGGAAGUUUUGUGAGAAGAAGGCAUACUUAUCGAAGCUUACUCUCCUCUGGGGGCCAAAGGAACGGCGCGAGGAACAAAUCGGGUGA